AUGACCGAGUGUGAUGCACGUGGAUGUCAUAUGGUCGGUUACUUUUCAAAGGAGAAAGAUUCACCGGACGGCUACAAUCUCGCGUGUAUCCUAACGCUACCUCCAUUCCAACGUAAAGGUUUCGGUAAACUGUUGAUUUCAUUCUCCUAUGAGCUCUCAAAGAAAGAGCAUAAAAUAGGUGCACCCGAGAAGCCACUAUCCGACUUGGGUCUGUUGAGUUUCAGAUCGUAUUGGACACAAGUACUCUUGGAGAUUCUACGUAAACAUAAAGGAAAUCUAUCUAUUCUUGAUAUAUCAAAUAUGACAUCAAUAAGAACUGAAGAUAUUAUUAGUACAUUACAAUCACUCAAUUUAAUUAGAUAUUGGAAAGGUCAACAUAUUAUCUCUGUUACACCGAAGGCUAUAGAAGAACAUUUAAAGAUAUAUGCAAAGCAAUCAUCUAGAAUCGAUCCUAAAUGUAUACAUUGGGCACCGAUGAACCCUUUACCAAACAAAAAGAGAUAA
Messenger RNA from Heterostelium album PN500, 504 nucleotides. RefSeq names its product HAM group protein. Bases 1 to 504 code for a protein of 167 amino acids. NCBI's taxonomy places the organism in Eukaryota, Evosea, Eumycetozoa, Acytosteliales, Acytosteliaceae. The transcript has 2 exons. The record is from RefSeq and is a predicted model, not a curated record. Gene Ontology annotation, molecular function: histone acetyltransferase activity. Gene Ontology annotation, biological process: regulation of DNA-templated transcription.